AUGGCGUGUAUUACAGGGGAUGAUACAGGAUUGGUUAAAGUGUGGGAUAUUUCAAGGAGCACAGGAGCCACUCUUGCAUUUUCCUACGGAGAGCAAAGCAGGAAGAGGGGAAUUGCUGGUAUGUGUUGGCUGGAUAGUUCGAUGACGAAACUUGUUUUUUCUAUGAAUGAUGGAAUUGUGUCGGUAUUGGACUUAGAAGAGCGUAGUUUGCUGCUGUCUAAAAAACUGGGAUUUGUUGCAGGUUUACCUAACAGCCUUAUUUUUUUGAAGGAGAAUUUUGUCAUGGCUUCUAAAGAUGGUAAAGUAUAA
This is a messenger RNA of Trypanosoma cruzi, 309 nucleotides long. RefSeq lists its product as uncharacterized. Gene Ontology annotation, molecular function: protein binding. The record is from RefSeq and is a predicted model, not a curated record. Bases 1 to 309 code for a protein of 102 amino acids. The transcript has a single exon. NCBI's taxonomy places the organism in Eukaryota, Euglenozoa, Kinetoplastea, Trypanosomatida, Trypanosomatidae.